CUCUGAACAAACAAAAAGCCCAGCAAGUCUGUAAUAUGAGCAGCUAAUCUCAGCCGUCCGAUCAUUCAUCUACCAUCGUCAUAGAUCUUCGUCGUCUCUCUCAUUUUCCAAAAUCCCUUCUCUCUCUCACCGAGCCGGCGAGCCGUUCUCUCGGUGAUUCCAAAGAUGGUCAUGAUGAUGGACAGUGAUAUCAGCAAUCAAGCUUUACAAUAUCCGAAAUCGUUGAAUUAGCGAUUUUUAUCAAUCGAAUAAGCUUCUUCUUCUUCUUCUUCUUCUUCUUCUUCUUCUUCUCGGGUUUCUUCGUUUUUCUUCUCAUCUGUAAAUGGGCUGUUUUCAUUCCACGGCUUCGAGAGAAUUUCCGGGACACGAAAACCCUGUGAAGCUUGCCUCAGAGACAGCUUUUAGUGUCAGUGAAGUUGAAGCAUUGUUCGAGUUAUUCAAGAGCAUAAGCAGCUCGGUUGUUGAUGAUGGCUUGAUAAACAAGGAAGAGUUUCAACUUGCUUUGUUCAAGAACAGGAAGAAGGAAAAUUUGUUUGCCAAUAGGAUAUUUGAUUUGUUUGAUGUCAAACGAAAGGGCGUAAUUGAUUUUGGAGAUUUUGUGAGAUCACUCAAUGUUUUCCACCCUAAUGCUUCUCUAGAGGAGAAAACAGACUUCACGUUUAGGCUUUAUGACAUGGACUGCACGGGCUUCAUUGAGCGUCAAGAGGUGAAGCAAAUGUUGAUUGCCCUUCUCUGCGAAUCUGAAAUGAAACUAGCUGAUGAUACCAUAGAAGUGAUACUCGAUCAGACAUUUGAGGACGCAGAUGUGGAUCGGGAUGGAAAGAUUGGUAAGACAGAAUGGAGCGAUUUCGUAAUCAAAAACCCAUCUUUGCUUAAAAUCAUGACUCUUCCAUAUCUGAGGGACAUAACGACGACGUUUCCGAGUUUUGUCUUUAACUCGGAAGUGGAUGAGAUUGCCACGUGAAAAAACAAGUUGGUUUAUAGAGACCAGGUUGUGAGUUGGACCAAGAACAAGACCGAUUGUAACAGUGUUAUGUAAUGUAGUGUACUUACCCUUGGAAUUUUCCAGUUUCUGGGGCUCAGUUUCAAUGAAAUGGAUUCCUCUUGGUUAUUUUUCUUUAACAGUUUUUAAUAUUAAGUUGUAGUUCUGCGGAAAAAUAAAAACUAAUACAAAAUCUCACUUCU
Eutrema salsugineum is the source of this 1185-nucleotide messenger RNA. Its product is annotated as calcineurin B-like protein 9. The record is from RefSeq and is a predicted model, not a curated record. Gene Ontology annotation, biological process: calcium-mediated signaling. The coding region runs from base 323 to 964 and encodes 213 amino acids. Gene Ontology annotation, molecular function: calcium ion binding; kinase binding. The transcript has 9 exons. NCBI's taxonomy places the organism in Eukaryota, Viridiplantae, Streptophyta, Magnoliopsida, Brassicales, Brassicaceae.